Gilbertella persicaria is the source of this 1765-nucleotide messenger RNA. RefSeq names its product coth protein-domain-containing protein. The record is from RefSeq and is a predicted model, not a curated record. The transcript is spliced from 4 exons. Bases 16 to 1740 code for a protein of 574 amino acids. NCBI's taxonomy places the organism in Eukaryota, Fungi, Mucoromycota, Mucoromycetes, Mucorales, Choanephoraceae.
CUUUUGUCUUUACUUAUGAUAAGAAAAGUUUUGGAACUUGUCUUAUUGACAACAAUUGUUGCUGUACAAGCACACAACAUUACUUAUAAUGUCAUUGCAUCUUCAGCAAAUAAUUUUAUGAUAGCAGUCAAUGUCGAUGACACAUUAUAUCCAUUACACCCUUCUUAUGGUAUACUAUUCCAGGGCGAGGCACCUGCAGCAAAAAAAGGAUAUCGAUACUCCAUAAUAAAUGCUGAUGAUAAUAUUGUUAACAUCACGGAACCUUUUUUGCGUCCUCCUUUAGAGCAUAAUGUUGUUUCUACGCCAAAUCAUUUUUUUAAUCGGUCCAUUGAUAUUCACGAACUUAACUACCUUCCACAGGCAUUGGAACCUAUUUCUGCCCUUAAUCGAGUUCAAUCUGACUUGCAUAUUCCAAGCCAAAUACCAACUAUCCAUAUCUACGGCAACACAUCCGCUACACAAUAUUUGCAUGAAAACCAAUUGGAAGAUAUUGAAGUGAAUCUUGAUAUGACUUAUAUUAGUUUAGAUAAAGUGUAUUUAUUUGAACAAGUUGGAUUUUCGUUAGCUGGAAGAAGUUCACGCUGGGUUCCUAAAUUAUCGUAUGGUAUAAAACUAAACGAGAAGAAUGACACUACUUUAUUUGGUUACAAAAACCUUAAGCUACGUGCUCUUUCGAAAGACCCGACUUAUAUCCGUGAGAAUCUUGCUCAUAAUGUAUUAAAGUCCUCAGGUAUUCCAUCCAGUGGUUACUCAUAUGUCCGACUUUUUAUUGAUAAUCAACCAAUUGGUUUGUUUGGUUUGAUUGAAACUUUUCAAGAUCCUUGGGUAGCUACUGUAUUUGCUAACAAUGAUAAAGACUAUGCAUCUGGCUAUUUAUACCAAGGGGAAGGAUUCGGUUUCGAUGAACAAGAAGAACAAGUGUAUAUUUCUGAUUUACGUUACGAGGGCACUAAUAUCUCCAAAUAUGACUUUGAUCAAUAUGAUAUUAAAGCAGGCCCUUCAAAAAAUCCAUUGGAAGAUUUGAUAGAUUUGCAAACUUUUACGAAAUUUAUCAAUGAUUCUUCGGUAAGCACAACACCUGAGAGCGAAUGGGAAAAGCGUCUAGACGUAGAUUGCUUUAGUAGAGCUAUGGCCAUUGAAAACUUGAUUGGGCUUUCAGAUGCAUACAUGACAUUGGGAAACAAUUAUUAUCUAUAUCAAGACCCAAGACAAUCCGGUCGCUUCAUCUACAUUUCUACUGAUUUUGAUGAUAGUUUGGGAAGGAGUUUAUUUGAUCUUGAGCCCAUGCUCAGUGGGAACUAUGCUGAACAUCCUGGUUUUCUCUCCAGACCUCUUACAAGAAAAUUGUUUAGUUACCCUGUGUUUCUUAAAGCAUACGAAGAGCUGCUUUUGACAUUGUCCAAUACAUUAGUAAACCCAUCCAUCAUCAAUCCUUACCUGGAUAGUGUAGCGAAAAUGAUUAUUCCUGAUGUAGAAUGGGACUUUAAAUUACCAAGACUAGGUACAUAUAAACAAGGUGAUUUCCCAGAGUUUGUGUUUCGAAGAGGAGGUAGGGAAUACCUUCAAACAUUUCUUCCAGCUGGUGUUCAACAACAAACUACGUUUAAUUUAUCUAUUGGUAAUUUCGAUGAAUCGUUGAAUGGACCCUCUCCUCCACGUUCUGAAAGUAUCAAGACAUUCAUUGCUAAAAAACAUGCUGCAAUUAUGGAUUUUUACAAUGAAAGAACUGAAGAAAAAUAAAUGAUGAAAGCUUUUUUCUUUAAAG